Molecule: messenger RNA, 1391 nt
Organism: Castor canadensis (American beaver)
Lineage: Eukaryota; Metazoa; Chordata; Mammalia; Rodentia; Castoridae
Source: RefSeq, a predicted model, not a curated record
AUGAGCAAGUUGCCAGGCGAGACAGGAACUUCAUUCCCCUCUGUGUCAGGAUCCAUCGCAGAAAUUAUGCCCCUUCUCUCACCAUGAGCUGGCUCUCCAAUUCCCAGGGAGUUGUGCUAACUGCCUACCACCCCAGUGGCAAGGACCAGGCCGUGGGGAACAGCCAUGCCAAGGGAGGUGAAGAAGCCACCUCAAGUCGAAGAUAUGUCCAGUAUACCAUGAACCAGGAAAGCACUACCAGAGUCACAGAAAAGCCUGAAUUUAAUCGAUCAAGUUCCCAGGAUUCCUUGGAUGAGCUAUCUAUGGAGGAUUAUUGGACAGAAUUAGAAAACAUCAAGAAAUCUAGUGAAAAUGGUCAAGAAGAUGAAGAAGUGGUAGUUGUCAAAGAGCCUGAUGAGGGAGAAUUGGAAGAAGAGUGGCUUAAAGAGGCUGGUUUGUCCAACCUCUUUGGGGAGUCUGCUGAUGAUCCCCAAGAAAGCAUGGUGUUUUUAUCCACGUUGACCCGGACCCAGGCAGCAGCUGUUCAGAAACGGGUAGAGACGGUCUCACAGACCUUGAGGAAGAAAAACAAACAGCACCACAUUCCUGACGUCAGAGACAUAUUUGCUCAACGGAGAGAGUCAAAAGAAAAAGCUCCAGAUGGCCCUGAAUUGCAGUCAGUCAGAGCAAACGAAAACAAAUACGAAGGAAAAGAUGAUCAGGCAUCUAGCAUCAUUGUUGGUAAUGAGAAGUUGAUCCUACCGGUACCUGAGGACACACCUUCCUCUGAAACAGCCAUCAACUUGGAGGUGUCAUUUGCUGAGCAAGCAGUCAAUCAGCAAGAGAGCUCCAAGGAUAAAACUCAGAAGAACGAAGGCAAUGAUGCAUCAUUACCUAGUUUCAGGUUGCCAAAAGAUAAAACGGGCACCACAAAGAUUGGGGACCUGGCACCCCAGGACAUGAAGAAAGUAUGCCGCUUAGCUCUGAUUGAGCUGACUGCCCUCUAUGAUGUAUUGGGAAUUGAACUGAAACAACAGAAAGCUGUGAAAAUCAAAACAAGAGAUUCUGGUCUUUUUGGUGUUCCACUGACCACAUUGUUAGAACAAGAUCAAAGGAAGGUGCCAGGAGCUCGAAUACCCUUGAUCUUUAAAAAACUGAUUUCUCGAAUUGAAGAGGGAGGUUUAGAAACCGAAGGCCUCUUACGAAUACCUGGAGUUGCCAUAAGAAUCAAGAAUCUUUGCCAAGAGCUAGAAGCAAAGUUUUAUGAAGGAACUUUUAAUUGGGAAGGUGUCAAGCAGCACGAUGCAGCCAGCCUGCUGAAGCUCUUUAUCCGGGAGCUGCCACAGCCACUGCUCAGCGUAGAGUAUCUCAAAGCCUUUCAGGCUGUCCAGAGUAAGCGCCAUCCAUCUUGA